UGACUCCUGCGUGAGUUACAAGACGACCCGGAGCUCCGAAAUAAACCUCACCUCGUGCGUUUGCAUCAAGUCGGCUCCUCGUUUUCCUCUGAGGUGCGCGUCUGCCUGGGUAGAGGAAAGCUUCGCCUUUCAUUUGGGGGCUCGUCCGGGAUCAACGACGAACACCUCAGGAAACGAUGACCCCUUGGAGAACUCUGCUGCCCUCAUAGGACUAGUCAAAUCCCUGAUGUACUCCCAUCAGCCCACAUGGGACGACUGUCAGCAGUUACUUCAAACACUUUUCACCACAGAGGAGCGAGAACGAAUCUUCUCGGAGGCACGGAAAACCCUACAGGAAGGCCAACCAGGCCAACCCCCUCGAACAGGAAUGGAAGUGGAAGCGUUGUUCCCAGCAGCGCGACCGCAAUGGGACUAUAAUACAGCAGCAGCACGCCUAAAAGCGUUGGAAGUAGUUAGAAAAGAAGUUUGGGAACAGUUGAAGAACCUCUACGACCCGGGCGAGGUGUCGAUGCCCCAUUCGUUCCAGGUCGGAGACAAAGUUCUGAUUAGACGACACCGAUCAGAGACGCUCGAACCUCGGUGGAAGGGACCGUAUGUGGUAUUGUUAACAACUCCCACCGCUGUAAAAGUCGAUGGGAUUACUGCAUGGGUACAUUCAGCGCAUGUAAAAAGGGCACCUAGAGAUAUACAAAAGGAUGAUUGGGUGGUGGAAAAGACUGAUAAUCCUCUUAAGCUUCGUGUGUUUCGGAAACCAAAGCGAAACACCUAGGGAAAAUCUGUUGGUGGGACUAAUCCGAGAUUUCGGGAAGGCCCAAAAUGCAACCAGUAUCACUGCUUGUUUACCAUUACCACAAGCAGCUGGGGAGCCUAUUCCGUGGGGUAUAAUCCCGGCGGGACCACUACCAAAAUAUAAAAAUAAUGUAUCCCAAUUUUGUAAGAGUGUGCCCCGAACUAGGACUGGGGUAGGUCGGCGAUUUAUCAGGACACGAAAAUCACAGUGGAAAAUCAGGAAGGAAGACUGCAAACGAAAACUUAAUUCUGAAUAUAAAAAGGGAGGGAUCCAUUCUGUGGGGACGUGUUAUUUUGAUGAGGAAAAACAAGUUACAGUAACUACCACUGAAACUUACUCUGAAGUGGUAUGUCAGAAUAUCACACAAUUAGACCCCAAGGUCUGGCAAUCUAUCUGGGGACCCGCUAUUGCAGAAACUUUUAGCUACAUAGGACCAGUAAACUGGUGUGUGCAGUUUCAAGGAAAGCAGGAUCAACGCUAUACACACACUUUUCAUGAAAUGACUUCUAAAAAAAACGAUUGUGGAACACACACAUGGGUGGAACUGUACCAAAGUCCUCAACUGUGACACCCCGGAGAGGGAAAUAGGGAUUUUCCCCGUCCGUUAUCUGCUUAAGUGGGGAUGUGAAUGUCGAGGAUACAAACAUACCCUGCCACCACAUACUAAAGGUGGGUCAGAUGGGGAAAUGCUUAACUGCAAAUAUACUACAAUCCAGAGUCCUGGAAAUUUAGUAUGGGUCACUAACGAACGGAAAUGGACCACACAUAUUUCCAUUGAUGGGCCUAUUAAUCAAAUUACCCUAGGGGUGCCCACACUGUGUCCCUACUGGAAAAAGUCUGGAGAAAAAGAACUUAUACCUCGAAAGAGGAGGGAUGUAAGUAAAGAAGGCGAGGAAGCCCCCAGUGAUGAAUGGCAGGAACCAAAAACUGCGGUAAAAAUAGGGUGGGCAAUUGAAUCCAUAUUUCCCCAAAUCGCAUCAUAUAGAAAUAGGGAGAUGCUUGAUAAAUUGUUGGCACAAACCGAGCGAUUAGCGGCUGUUACUAAAAAGGGAUUUAAAGAUAUGAAUUUCCAACUCCAGGCAACUAGCAAAAUGGCUCUGCAAAAUCGGAUGGCCCUUGAUAUGUUACUAUUAAAGGAACAUGGGGUUUGUGGGUAUCUAAAAAAUAAAAUAAGCGACUGUUGUAUACAUAUCCCAAAUGUUACAGAAGCUGUAGAAAACGAUAUUAACAAAUUACAUCAGAUAGAGGAAAAAACAAAAGGAAUUGAAGAGGAAGCCCGAAGAAAUUGGGUAGGGGAAGUAUUCAAUUCCCUAGGAAUACAUAUUGCUGAGUGGUUAUCUUCGUUAAUCCAAACUGUGAUAAUUACUAUUAUUCUUAUUGGUAUAAUCUUUAUUUCUUAUAAGUGUGUUUUAGGACUGUGCCUAAAGGGGUGGAAGAAGACUCCAAAAUGACAUCCAUAAUGUUAUAAGCAUAGAAUAGAAAUAUAAUGUUAGUAAGUGUUAGUCCUGACCACUGGCCUGGCCUCUCCAGAAAUUCUAAGAUUAGAAAUGUACAAAAGAAAAAGAGGGGAAUGAGAAGAGGCGAAACUGAGAAGAGGCGAAACAAACAAAAUGGAGUACGGCCUGCACACUAUGAGAACAACAACCGCCUCAGCGAAAGUGCAGUCUCAUUGAGACCGCUUCAUUUCCAAGAAGCAGAAGUUAAAAACAUUUCCUAAAAAAAGGCUGCGGCCUGUGGUUAUCAGGAGAGGCCAGACCGAGGGUCAAGAGCUUGUAACUAUUGUUUGAACCCUAUAUCUGUUGUGUGGCGUGUAAACCCUAUAAAAACCCUUUCCUACUGAGCACCAGGGUCGACUCCUCUGACUCCUGCGUGAGUUACGAGACGACCCGGAGCUCCGAAAUAAACCUCACCUCGUGCGUUUUCAUCAAGUCGGCUCCUCGUUUUCCUCUGAGGUGCGCGUCUGCCUGGGUAGAGGAAAGCUUCGCCUUUCACUUCAUCAUGAGAGCAAGCAGUGAAGCAGUGAGAUAGGGUUUUGUAGGACAUACCAAAGAAAGUCUACAGCAAAAGAAGCGUCUUGCCGGCCCAGGAGACUGGAAGUGUGGAAAGGCAGUCUCUUCUUCCUGUUUUGAAGUAUCCUGCCAGUUAGAUAACAUGCAAGGUAGCAGUAAGAAGGCUCAUGAAUAAACACUCUCCCCACUGCCUCCCACCAUGCGUCCAGGUAUAGCUCUUGACCACAUCUAACUCUUGUCAUACUGAAAGCUGGUACCUGUUCUCUCUGUCCCUCCACUGAGGGGAGGAAGAUGUCCCAGGCAGAGGAGAUACAGAUUUGUGGUCUGUCAGGAGGCUGUGCUGAUCAGCUCUUCUGCAUCCAUGAUGGACAGCUGGCAGUGCAGCCUGCCCCAGGGUGUCCUGCUGCUCAGGAGUGCGUAUCUACCCUGGGACUGAGGGAAGCAGUGCAGAUCUGGACCAGUGCAGGAGGGAAUCGAGCCUCCUGCUCGAUUGAACCACGUGGAGGAAACUUGGAGGGCUCUGAGGCUCUCUCUGCUGUCAGUGAGCAGGCAGCCAUGUGGACCGCGGUGAGUUUGCUGUGCUGCUUAGCGCUCGGGGGACUGCCGCGAGCCGGCGGCUCCUGCCCCUCACAGUGCAGCUGCGCCUUCCACAGCCUCAGCGAAGGAAGCAAAGCCAGGACAGUGCUAUGUAAUGACCCAGAGAUGACCCUCACUCCUGUGAACAUCCCUGUAGAUACAUCCAAGCUUCGGAUAGAGAAGACAGCCAUCCGCAGAGUGCCAGGAGAGGCCUUCCAUGGGCUCCAUAACCUGGAAUACCUGUGGAUGCCCUAUAACUCUCUUGCCAGCCUCAGUCCAAUCACCUUCAAGGGCCUUCGUCGCUUGCAGGAGUUAAGGCUGGAUGGGAAUGACUUAAUAUCAUUCCCCUGGGAAACCCUGGCUGACAUGCCACAGCUAAGGCUCCUGGAUUUGCACAACAACGAACUUACCUCAAUCCCUCCAGAUGCUGCUCGUUACAUCAAGAAUAUCACAUACCUGGACAUAUCUAGCAAUAAGCUGAUGACUCUUCCUCAGGCUCUUAUUGCCACCUGGGCCAACCUCCAGGCUGUUCCUUACUUCCCCAACGAUAACUCCAAGAUCAUCCUAGGCUUGCAAGACAAUCCUUGGGUAUGUGACUGCAGUCUGUAUGAAAUGGUCCAUUUCCUAAACUUCCAGUCUCCUAACAUAGCGUUCAUUGAGCCCAGGCUGAAAUGCUUCACUCCCCGGAGCCUGGCAGGAGUCUUCUUCAGCCAAGUUGAGCUAAGGAAGUGUCAAAGCCCUGUUGUCCAUACCUCCGUAGCCAAAGUAAAGACCAUCCUGGGCAGCACGGUGCUACUGCGGUGUGGGACAACAGGAGUGCCUGUCCCUGAGCUCAGCUGGAGAAGAGCUGAUGGUGCUCAACUGAAUGGCACAGUUCACCAAGAGAUUUCCAGUGAUGGGAUGAGCUGGUCUAUUCUGGGCCUGCCUGUAGUCUCUUAUCUUGACUCUGGAGAGUACAUCUGUAAAGCAAAGAAUUUUCUGGGGGCGACAGAGGCAUUCAUAUCUCUCAUCAUCACAGACUCAGAAAGCACGGAUGACCCCAGCCCUAACCAAGCCAAAGGCGUGUGGAGCGGGAAGGCCAGCGCGAUGGAAGCGGCUGCCUACAAUGACAAGCUAGUGGCGAGGUACGUUAUCACAACCUCCACCGUGCCUACCCUGGGGGCUGGAGCGGCCACUGGAGAGGGCCUGCUCCCAGAUGUGGCACAAGACAACCCCAGAAACCUGCUGGUGAGCCCAGCUACUGGCCAGCAGGAGCCGGAGCGGAUGGUCAGAUCUGUCAGGGUGAUCGGAGACACGGACCAGAGCAUCACCCUGGCCUGGAAGGCGCCUCUGGCAAAGAACACAACGGUGUUCAGCGUCCUCUACGCCGUCUUUGGAGAGAGAGACAUGCGGCGGAUCAACGUGGAGCCAGGGAAGACCAAGGUCACCAUUUACGGGCUGCUGCCAAAGACCAAAUACAUCUCCUGCGUCUGUGUGAAAGGGCUGAUCCCCAGGAAGGAGCAGUGCAUCAUAUUUUCAACAGACGAAGUUGUCAGCGCAGGAGGGACCCAGAAGCUCAUCAAUGUAGUUGUGAUCAGCGUGGCCUGUGUCAUUGCUGUUCCUCUGACACUAGUGGUCUGCUGUGGAGCGCUGAAAAGGCGCUGCAAAAAGUGCUUUGUGACGAAACCCAAGGAAAUUCAGGAAUCCUAUGUCACUUUUGAGACCCUGUCUCCAGGGGCCAAGGCAAAAGGUGUGGAAGGAGAAUACUUGACUAGACAUACUCCUGAUGAGUCAAACAGGCUGCUGUCUGCUCGAUCCAGUGUGGACUCUGAAGCAAUACCAAAGACAGAGGGGCAACCUAACGAAUACUUUUGCUGACAGUAACUAGGCUGAUUGGAAAGCACAUGGCUGCAUACACGGCUCUGCUCUAGCACUGCAGGCCACCUAGUCAGUGGUUCUGUCUGUGACACAUUCUGGAGGAGGAUGCAGCAGGGCAGAUGCUGUCUGAGCUUUACAGAAACACGUUGCUAAUCCCACUUGGGGUUUGCUGUUUUGUACCCGGUGAAAGACUUCUGUGAUAAUGGCCUCGUUCUCCUAGACCACUUUUAUUUUCAUAAAGCUAAGUGUGCACACUGAGUGUGAGGACAUUAAGCAACAUUUCUGAGUGUGCUCUGCUUGAUGUUGUUUGGUACAUGCGCUGCAAUAUGCUAAGUAUUUUAUUCUCAGUUCUCUGGUUGGCAAACAUGGGAGUGUUCGUAGAAUCACAGAAUGGUAGGCGUUGGAAGGGACCUUUAGAGAUCAUCUAGUCCAACCUCCCUUCAGAAGCAGGUUCUCCUAGAUCAGGUAAAUAUCUAUGAACGUGAAGAUUGAGAGUCUCACCUUCUACAUCUCCCAUGUUUGCAUGAAACAUGUGGCUUGAUGCUCAACAGAUCAUUACACACAAAUAUACAGCAGCCCUUUCUAACAACUCUGUUUUCUGAAUUCAGAGAAAUGUGCAAAAGAGAGAGAAAUCAAGAGACAAAACCCAAUCUACUCCUAACAAACCAUCAGAGAGAACGUUUUGUGGUUGUAUUUUGGCUCUGAACACUUUUCUUUUUCAAGAGCACCGCACAGGCCUUCCGGUAUCAGGCCUAGCUGGCAUUUUCUAGCUGCAUUGUGAUUAAUAGAGUAUGUUUUAUAUCAGCUGUGCUACUUAAAGUCUUACAAGAGCCUACUCUGCAAAUUGUGUGUAGUGUUGUAAUUCUUUGUAAUCAUACUGAACCCCCCACAUUAGACGCUUCUGCAGAAAUCUCCCAGCCCAGCCCUGUCAUUGCUGCAGGCUCUCCUGACAAAACUGGUGGGGAAGACCACAGGGCUCAGCCAGGGACUGGUGGUUUGGUCAUGAAAACACCUGUCUCUGCAGAGCAGGGCUAUGUUAUGCAGUCAGCCAUACUUCCACCAUGGUAUCAGUGGUGUCAGAGGCUCAGCUCAGACUUUUGGGUUUCAAACAUUUUACAAGUUUAAGAAUCCUGAAGAGCAACCUAUUUUAUCUAAAUUAUUUAUCUAAAUGUCUUUUUUAGCCAGGAUCAGCUAAUCAUUUAUUCAAGUCCUGCAGCUCCACUGGAAUUUGGAUCUGAGUGCAUAUCACAAAGCACUUCUCAUCUGUGUAAUUCCCCACUCAAGUCUCUCAGGCAGUGGUACUGUAUGUAUUAGUUUUUCUCUUUGUAAUAAAUGCUUUUCAUGAAGAAAAUGGUACACGUUCUGCCAAAUGUUGAAUGGGAGAGAUUCAGCCAAGUUGAAAUGAUAACUGCUUGCUAAAUUGUUUUGAAAUGUGUAUUUGUACGUUUAUUGGAGGGAUCUCCACUCACAUUCUGGAUGUGUUUAUAUAUUGUGGGUUAUCAAACUUCACUAGUUGAACGGAACCCUGGGUGGAUUUUGCAAGACCUCCUUGUACAGAAAGAGUUUCAGUUAUUGGCUAUGUCAGAUUACUUGACCUGAUGGAAGAAACAAGGCAUGUGAUUUUAACAGAAAUGCUAGCAACAGAAAAGACAAUAGUUUCUCAUAGGACUCCUUGUAUUCUUUACAUUAGUGAUUAAGAACUUCUAUUGGGAGAAUUUAUCAAUCCCUGUGUAAAACAAUCCUAUCACUGGCCUGCAUAGAUUUUUAGGGUUACAAAUACUGGUUUUCAAAAAUAUGUAUUUUAAUACAACAAAAUAAUUUAUGACCUAUGUAGUAACAUAUCUGUUAUUUAUACAGUUGCAUUUCCCAGGACUGUUUUUAGAGUCUCUCUCUCCAAGGUAGAACAAAAGUAUUUUUUCAGCAGCAAUUUUUGGGAUUGCUGUAUUAUUGAGCCUGAUUCCUGCCCACAUCUGCAGCAGCAUCCCUGGCCUGUACAGAAAUCAGCCUGGCGUGGCCCUGGAUGGAUAAGCCAGCCCUGGAGAAUUGAGGCUGUCCCAAAGCUCUCCUGUGGUGACCUAGUGCCCAGGGACUUUCCUGUAAGUCACUUUUGCAGGAGCUGAGUGGGAACGAGAGGGAUUUACCUUUCAGCUGCCUGGAGGCACAAACAGAAACUGCAUUGGUGCCUGCUCUGGCACAUGGGCUGUGAGACAGCAGUGGAAAUGGAGAAGGCACUGGCUGGGCAGCCCUGUGCCUGCUGGGCAGAGAGGAUGGAGAGGUUGUCCUGUGACAUUCACUGUGGAUGUGUGAAGUUUUACAGACUCUGUUGGGUAUUUUUUACACUUUGAAUAAAUAACGAUCUCAAGUAGAACAAGCAUGAUUUUUCCGUUUCCUUUGGCUAUUCUCACUGUCUCAUAGGUGAAGCAUCAGAACUGCUGCUGCUCCAAAACAAACCUGUCUCUCUACUACACUGGCAAUUCACACAAGGAAGGCUGUAGAGAGGAACAUGUAUAAACUCUGUGUUGUCUGGUGUUGGCCAGAAGAGAAACUCUAUACUUGCUCAGCUGCAGGUGAAAUUUCAAACCAUUAAGUGAACCAGAUGUGACUUCAGUGUUUGGAUCAGAUUUUCAGUGAUAUGAGGCAUGCAAAGAUGAACACCUCACUGGAUUUGUAGUUGUUUUAACCAAAGGGGUCUGAGGUACCUUGUUUAAGCAGGGUUAGCUCAGGCAAGGUUCGCCCUCUGGUCAUGAGCUAUGUGAAGGGGUCUGGCUCAGAGUUCAGGCAAGGAGAAUAUCCAUCCCUGGAAAUAAUUUCUUACUUGGUUAAAGUCAAUCCUUGGACAUAUGUGUGCUGUGGGGACUGAAACAAACAUCUGAAUGUCUUUUGGAAUUACUACAUUGCCAGCAUUUUAAAGAUAUCAUUUUUUU
Colius striatus (speckled mousebird) is the source of this 8156-nucleotide messenger RNA. It is a transcript of the gene LRIT1, whose product is annotated as leucine rich repeat, Ig-like and transmembrane domains 1. NCBI's taxonomy places the organism in Eukaryota, Metazoa, Chordata, Aves, Coliiformes, Coliidae. Gene Ontology annotation, molecular function: protein binding. The record is from RefSeq and is a predicted model, not a curated record. Bases 3091 to 5232 code for a protein of 713 amino acids. Gene Ontology annotation, cellular component: endoplasmic reticulum membrane. The transcript has 9 exons.